This is a messenger RNA of Lineus longissimus, 2355 nucleotides long. RefSeq names its product cytochrome P450 2C31-like. The transcript has 5 exons. The coding region runs from base 66 to 1523 and encodes 485 amino acids. Gene Ontology annotation, molecular function: oxidoreductase activity, acting on paired donors, with incorporation or reduction of molecular oxygen, reduced flavin or flavoprotein as one donor, and incorporation of one atom of oxygen; iron ion binding; heme binding. Gene Ontology annotation, cellular component: cytoplasm; intracellular membrane-bounded organelle. Gene Ontology annotation, biological process: xenobiotic metabolic process. Lineage: Eukaryota; Metazoa; Nemertea; Pilidiophora; Heteronemertea; Lineidae. The record is from RefSeq and is a predicted model, not a curated record.
UGGGCCAUUUAUAUGCGAACAGGUCUGUUAGAAAAGCCAGCCAUCUUGGAUCUUUUGCAGCAAACAUGGACAUCGCCUCUCUUCUCCUUACCCUUUUGCUGAUUCUCAUCGGGUACCUUUACCUUAGGCGGAAGCUAUCGUCCAACCUACCCCCGGGACCCUGGAGUGUACCUAUUCUCGGAAGUUUGCCUUUCUUGGGCAAAGACAUCCGAAAGGAGUCGCUGCGGUUGUCCAAUGAAUUUAACUCCGAUCUUAUUACUAUCAGCCUAGGAACACAGCUCAGCGUAUUCCUUAAUUCCUUCGAUUCGAUAAAGGCAGCGAUGUCAUGCGAAGAUUUCAUGGACAGACCCGACGCCAUCUUCUUCUUGGUACUCGGGGGAAAAGGUAUUGGCAGCAGCAAUGGUCAAAUAUGGAAGGAACAUCGCCGAGUCUCGCUCUCGGUGCUACGAGAUAUGGUCACCGAAGAAAAAACCGGAGAAGAAAUUAAUCACCUCAUUGAAGAAAUUCAAAAGAAGGGAAGCAAGAGUUUCGAGAUUGGUCCGUUGCUAACCGCGGCAACCACCAACGUAAUUUUAGCGACUCUGGUUGGCCAGAGGUAUGACUACGAGGACCCGGAAUUUCUCCAUUUCGCAACACGAUGGAAAGAAAACCUCGCUCUGUUGCCGAAUGACUCCAUUUUGAACCUAUUUCCAUUCUUACGGCACAUACCGGGAGACCUCUUCAACUUGGCGACAAUCAAGAAGAACAUUGACUUCGUGCACGUUUUUUUUGAGAAACACAUCAAAGAGCACAAAGAGCGUUUCGAUCCGGAUGAUCUCGCCGAUUUUCUCGAUGCUUACCUUGCUGAGAAGGAAAGACAAGACAAGAAAGACCCCAACAACUCAUUUACGGAUGAUCAGCUGUUGACUGUCAUCACUGACCUCUUCGGGGCUGGAGGCGAGACUACCUCCAUCACUCUGGAAUGGGCGAUAUUCCUUAUGGUCACACAUCCCGAAAUACAGCGAAAAAUUAAAUCAGAAAUCGACGAUGCCAUCGGAGAAGAUAGAUUCCCGACCAUGAAAGAUCGCCUAAAUCUACCUUUCACUGAAGCCGCUGUGCUCGAAAUACAACGUUUCGCCUCAGUUGUGGGUCUCAGUCUUCCGCACUGCAACCUGCACCGAGAUGUUAUGAUCCGGAAUUUCACAAUCCCCAAAGGCACCACGUUGAUGCCAAAUCUCUGGGCCGUACACAGGGACCCGAAGAUUUGGAAGAACCCUGAUGCUUUCGACCCCGGAAACUUCCUGGAUGAUAAAGGGGGAGUUGUUCAUAAACCUGAACUCAUACCUUUUGCUAUUGGUCGGCGCCAAUGCCCUGGCGAAGGACUUGCGAAGAUGGAAAUAUUUCUCAUUUUCGUGGCGCUACUUCAGAAGUUUACGUUUACGAAACCAGCGGGUACUGCAAAUCCAAGCCUUGAGGGUAUAUUUGGUUUAACGAACGCGCCACCCCCAUUUGAAAUUUGCGUGAGGCCAAGAGCGACGGUCUAGGGGAACUUUGCCUUUCCAAAGUGAGCGGUCGCAUGAUGAAGACGCCACGUGAUUUAGUCAAAUUUGCAAGUAUUUUUUGGACAAUAUUGGUAACCUGAUAAAUAUAUGUAUAAUAGACGUACGGGUAAAAAUUAGGGGAAUCUUUAUUUUUCGGGACGCCGCUGGGACCAUCGAGAUUCGAGAAAAGAAUCGUCGUUCAAAAAACAACGAUUUCUCGAUUUUUGUGUACAAAACAGCAGUCGUUUUCAGUGCACUCGCGUAAUGAUGGGGCUCCAAAGCCCAUUCUCAUUUUCUAAGGUAACAUUAAACUAUUUUCUCUGAACACAUUGAUUUUUACCAUCAACACCCUUCCCCUUGGUUGUAUGGACAUAGGAGUUAUAAUUUUCUCAAAAAAACCACCAUCGAUGUUGAUGACAAUCGGUACACUCCUUGCUCUCUGCUGUAUGAAUCAUGGUUGCCCCGAGUGUUUCAGGACAUCACGACAGGAGCUACUUCAUGUUGUCCCUCCCCGCCCCCGAGAUCCUUUGUCUGCAGCCUGUCGCGUGCGUUGGAAGCAGCGGGGGCUCUUAGUUGCGGGCGAACAGGGGCAGUGACUUUCAUGACAGACCACCAAUCUCCCACUAAUUGCAAUUUAACAGAUUAACAAAUUACAAAGUAGAGAUGCAACCCUUUAAUGAUCCUCGGUGUCACGCUAUGUCUAGCAUGUUUGUUCGUAAUGUUAUAGUAAUUUAGUAUCGAUUUAUAAGUGCAAUGGUAAUAGUUCGUGACUUGUUGUGAUGUAUCUGAUCGAUUAUUAGAAUCUAACCUAUAUAAAUACUGUGUGUUCUUCUUU